Molecule: messenger RNA, 1472 nt
Organism: Ruditapes philippinarum (Manila clam)
Lineage: Eukaryota; Metazoa; Mollusca; Bivalvia; Venerida; Veneridae
Product: E3 ubiquitin-protein ligase TRIM71-like
Exons: 1
Coding region: 23-1195 (390 amino acids)
Biological process (GO): positive regulation of DNA-templated transcription
Cellular component (GO): nucleoplasm; chromatin
Molecular function (GO): zinc ion binding; ubiquitin-protein transferase activity
Source: RefSeq, a predicted model, not a curated record
UUAUAAUGCAUUUCAGAUAAACAUGGCUGUCCCAGGAAAAAAAGCAUCAAAACAAUUUUCAUCUUCAACACAAUCCAUGGCAUCAGAUGAAGAUCUUCAAGUUUACUGUCAACCUUGUGAUGAGGAAGGAACCAGACUUCCUGCCCAUGGUUACUGCACAGAUUGCAAGGAACAUUUGUGCAAGAAUUGUUUCACAGUCCAUCUAAAGCAUAAACUUUCCAAACAUCAUACACUUCUAGAUGCAACAAGAAUGCCUAAAGUUUUGCAUCAACCCUCAACAUCUACCCACACAGGCCAGUCUGAUGAACUUACCACACCCUGUUGCAAACACCCGAAAGAAAUGAUCAAGUUCUACUGCCUCGACCAUGAAGAAUUACUCUGCAGUGUGUGUGUUACCCUUGAACACCAAGCUACAUCCUGCAAAGUAAACUACAUACCCGAUAUAUCUGGUAAUAUGACAGACAGCAAAGAAUGUCAAGAUAUUUUGAAAGCAGUAAAUAGUACUUCUUACCAAUAUCAGCAGUUUGUGGAAGAUGCCAAAAAGAUGACAAAUAAGUCCAACAGCUCUCUCAAAGAUGCAUUAUCAGAUAUUAGAAAGUUUCGACAAGAAAUCAACCAAAGACUAGAUGAACUGGAGAGACAAAUUGAAGAUGCAGCUAAAGUCGUAGAACAAGAAAAUAACAAACAUCUGAAAGCAGUAGAAACAACAUGUGAAGAUAUAACGAAAUCUCUGAAGACAUCAUCAGAUACCAUCAAACAACUUAACACAUCAAAACAAGCUGAUAAACUCUUCAUGGAACUUAAACUUGUAGAGAAAACAUUGAAAAAUGUGGAGGGAAAGAAACUACAACUUUCAUCAUAUGAUAUCAAAGAAUUUAACUUUAAAACAAAUGAUGCAAUAUUAGAUCUUCUUAAAACAGAGAAGUCUUUGGGUACAUUGACACAAAAAACUUUAAAAAUAAAAUUUCCAUCUGUACAAAUAAAGUCUAGACGAUCUUCACAUCAGGGAGAAAUCAGUGUGAAGACAUCAAAAGAUAAAGACAUGUGCUGGAUAACAGGAAUGACUCUGCUGACUCCUGAUCUUCUUAUCAUAACUGACCGCAAUAACAAAGCUGUAAAGAUGGUGGUUACCAGCAGACAAUCUGUGUCUGAUCAACUACAACUAGAUGCUAACCCAUGGGAAUCACCACGGUAACCAGUUCUGACCUUGCUGUCACACUUCCUCACAAACAAACAAUACAGUUUAUAUCAAUCUCAUCAAACAAACUUAAAAAGAAGCGCACUAUGAAAGUGAAUGGAGGCUGUUAUGGUAUUUGCUGUUACCAAGAUAAAUUUGUUGUGACAAACUACUAUCCUGGAAAACUCCAGAUCCUUGAAAUGAAUGGCACUAUACUGACAACAUUUGAUAAUAAAAAUAUUUUUCAAAGAACCACUUCAUGUAAUAUGUAAUAAAAGUUCUAUCUAUGUAUCUG